GAUUGGCAGUCAACCAUCGGCCGGUGAAUUGUGAUUUUGUAAUUGUUCAUAAUAUAAAUUGAGUUUUAUUAAUACACGUAAAUUAAAUAUACAAUUGGUUCUACUUCAAGACUAUGACCGCUUUCGAAGAAUUCGGUGUUUUACCAGAAAUCGCUAAAGCCAUAGAAGAAUUGGAAUGGACAUUACCAACAGACAUCCAAGCCGAAGGUGUUCCUUUGGUGUUAGGAGGAGGAGAUGUCUUAAUGGCAGCUGAAACAGGCAGUGGCAAAACUGCUGCAUUUUGUCUACCAAUCAUUCAAAUAGUGUGGGAAACUCUUAAAGAUAUAGAAUCUGGAAAAACAUCCAAAGCCUCCACAAACAUAUCUCCACCAUGGAAAAUGUCUACAUUAGAUAGGGGCAAUGCUCUGGCAGUAUCUCCUGAUGGCCUUAGAGUUCAAUCUAGGGAGCAAAAAGAAUGGCAUGGUGUUCGAUGCACCAGAGGUGUGUCUUCUGGAAAAUGGGGAUUUGAAGCUACUGUCACUGAUGAAGGGCUUUGUAGAGUUGGCUGGUCCACACUUCAAGCUAAUUUAGACUUAGGAACAGACAGGUUUGGCUUUGGAUUUGGGGGUACAGGAAAAAAAUCUAAUAACAAACAGUUUGAUACUUAUGGAGAACCAUUUGGAAAGUGUGAUGUUAUUACUUGCUUAUUGGACUUGGAUGCCAAGGAAAUUAAAUUUUUGAAGAAUGGAGAUGAUUUAGGACGUGCCUUUACCAUAAAUCAGCAAUUGCACAAUGUCGCAUUUUUUCCAGCAGUUGUACUUAAGAAUGCCGAGAUGGCCUUUAAUUUUGGCGACACACCAUUUAAAUAUUGCCUGCCUCAAGGUUAUCAACCUAUAAUGUCAGCGUCCAAAGAAAAUGUGGUAGUUAAUACAAAUGGACAAAGUAAUUCAGCUGCAACCACGAAAAUUGCAAAUAACGCUCCACAGGCCAUAAUUAUUGAGCCAUCCAGAGAACUGGCAGAACAAACCAGCAAUCAAAUCAAGAAAUUUAAAAAAUAUUUGGAAUCACCUGGAAUAAGGGAGUUACUGGUUAUUGGAGGCGUUAAUGUAAAGGAACAAAUUUCGGUUUUACAGAACACAGGGGCUGAUAUUAUUGUGGGCACACCUGGUAGGCUAGAAGAUCUAAUUCAAGGAGGAUACCUCUCGUUAUCGAACUGUCGAUUUUUUGUUUUGGAUGAAGCUGAUGGAUUGCUAAAACAGGGUUACACAGAUUUAAUUGAAAGAUUACACAAACAAAUGCCGAAAAUCACAUCCGAUGGCAAAAGAUUGCAGAUGAUUGUUUGCAGUGCUACUUUGCAUGCGUUUGAAGUUAAAAAAAUGGCGGAAAAACUUAUGCAUUUUCCUACAUGGAUAGAUUUGAAAGGAGAAGAUUCUGUGCCUGAAACAGUCCAUCAUGUUGUUGUAAAGGUAGACCCACAACAGGACAAGAGUUGGCGUGAUAACAGAAGGCAAAUUACCACUGAUGGUGUGCACACUGCUGAUAACCUUUCUUAUGAUAAUAGUCCUGAAGCAAUGAGUGAAGCAGUUAAAUUACUGAAAGGAACGUACUGUGUUAAGGCAAUAGACGAACAUAAUAUGGAUCGUGCCAUUAUUUUCUGCAGGACAAAAUUAGACUGUGACAAUUUAGAAAGAUUCCUAAAGAGUAUUGACAAGAAUAAGUAUUCAUGCGUGUGUUUACAUGGUGACAGAAAGCCGAACGAAAGAAAGGCGAACUUGGAAUUGUUUAAACAAGGAAAGGUAAAAUUUUUGAUUUGUACGGACGUUGCGGCGAGAGGACUGGAUAUUACAGGAUUGCCAUUUAUGAUUAAUGUUACUUUGCCAGACGAAAAAAGUAAUUAUGUUCAUCGAAUUGGUAGGGUAGGACGUGCCGAGAGAAUGGGAUUGGCUAUAAGUUUAGUCAGUACUGUCCCAGAGAAGGUUUGGUAUCAUGGCGAAUGGUGCAAGUCACGAGGUAGAAACUGUUAUAAUACUAAUUUAACAGACGUUAAAGGGUGUUGCAUUUGGUAUAACGAACCACAGUUUUUGGGAGACAUUGAGGAGCAUCUUAAUGUGACCAUUCAACAAAUCGGAACUGAUUUUAAGGUGCCUGUCGAUGAAUUCGAUGGGAAAGUGGUUUAUGGUCAAAAGAGGGCGGCUCAGGGAACCUCGUACGAAACUCACACAGCGCAGAUGAUCCCAAUUGUUAAAGAUCUGACAAAACUAGAAAAGGAAGCUCAGCUGCUCUAUCUGAAGAGGCAUUUAUCCAAAUUAGCACAAUGAAUUCAUUCAAUUUAUACUAAUUUAUUGUACUGAAAUUAAAAGGCUUUUAAUUUAAUUUAAAACUUGUAUAUUAAUAAACAAUUUAUAAAAUACAA
This is a messenger RNA of Aethina tumida (small hive beetle), 2392 nucleotides long. RefSeq names its product ATP-dependent RNA helicase Ddx1 (gene Ddx1). Bases 114 to 2297 code for a protein of 727 amino acids. Gene Ontology annotation, molecular function: protein binding; RNA helicase activity; nucleic acid binding. Lineage: Eukaryota; Metazoa; Arthropoda; Insecta; Coleoptera; Nitidulidae. The record is from RefSeq and is a predicted model, not a curated record. The transcript has 12 exons.